Suillus clintonianus is the source of this 1681-nucleotide messenger RNA. RefSeq lists its product as uncharacterized. The record is from RefSeq and is a predicted model, not a curated record. Bases 115 to 1473 code for a protein of 452 amino acids. The transcript has a single exon. Lineage: Eukaryota; Fungi; Basidiomycota; Agaricomycetes; Boletales; Suillaceae.
UUGUGAACACUCUGGCCUCGAUCGGACGCUCGCGUGCGAUUUCAACCUCAGCCACUCGUCGGUACAAGAAGCCCCUCUAACUCAAAUCUUCCAUCGAUAAGCACAUCAGUGAAAAUGGACUCACCAUCAGUUUCCUCCAAUUCAGACUCAGAGUUCGAGCACGAGCUGUCCUACUUCGAGCGCAUCGGCGGAUAUCUCGAUGCUUUUUCCAACUCUAAUGCAGCCUAUAAAGUGAAGAGAGAGACUAAGCUCACGUAUGCACUCGACAACCUUGCCGGCAGUCCGUUCGUGUCCUUCACAAGUCGCGUCAAGUCAGCUACAUUCAAUCUGCUCGUCAAAGGAGAGGACGCAGGGACAUGGAUCAAACCUGACGUUGCAGUAUUGCAAAAGCAUGCAACCCCUUCGCCAUUCGGCAGGGGAGCGGAAACAGUCAUGGAUCCCACUUACAGGCAUGGAACAGAGCUCAAAUCCGAUGAGCUCGCCUUCGUUUUGAAAGGGCAUAAGCAAUCUCGAUAUCAAGAUUUCGUGAUCAAUAUCCAGGAGGAACUCCGGAAAAGCAUGUUCGUAGGCAAGAAAGUCGUUCUCAAGUUCUACAAGCUCGCUAUAUAUGGCGAAGGAGGCCACUUUGACUGGCAUCGUGAUUCAACACAUAGCGAUGCUCAUCAUGGAACGGUGCUCGUCGCACUCAACACGGAAUGGGAGGGAGGAGAGCUUAUAUUGAGGCAUCAAGGCGUUGAGAUAAGUGUCGACAUGCAUCCAACUAAGUAUACAACCAAGUCCGGCGACGGGCUCCGGGCAGCCAUAGUUGCAUUCUAUACGGACAUAGAGCACAAAGUCAUGCCCGUGACCAAGGGCACACGGUUGGUGCUCCAGUAUGACGUUGAAGUCGCCGAGGUACCGCCUCAAAAUUGGGUGUCCCCGCCUAGCUACACUCCCUUGAAAGAAGCUGCUCACCGUCACCAACAUGUGGAAUCCUGCAUCGACACUUACCCAAACUUGGACCAGAAGUUGGUGCAGGCGGUCGUUGAUGAAAUCAAAGAGUUGCACAAAGAAGGCACUACUGUCGUCGCUUUUCCGCUUUCCCACCUCUACCGCAAGGCAAGCGUCAAGAAGAAAUACCUCAAGGGAAGUGACUCGGCGCUUUUCGACGCUCUCGAGAAUCAUUUCAACGUCGUCCUCCAUCCUGUUCUUAUCCGCGCUAUUGAUGAUGGCAGCGAUUGUGACUUCCAGGAGCGAUUUUUUGCGCACAAGUAUAAGUCGUCAGAGGAAGAUGAAGAGGAGUUUUCUCAUGCUGAAGGGCAGGUGUUGGAAUAUGGUGUUGUGAAGAACGCUUCGUUUUAUCUUCCACGGGCGUCUGCGAUUCUGCAGCUUUCGCUGCCAAACGGGGUGCACCUUGGUAAUGAGGCACAGAUCGGUGGCGAGGCAAGGUAUUUUGGAGCUGGCAUGUUUGUGGAACCAAAGAGCGAAGAGUGAUGGCGCCCAGGGGCUCUAGAUUCGGUAGAAAGGAUAGUCCGCGCUUAGAUGCACUCUUCUCUCCAUUCCUUGUACAACCAUAUUCUCUGAUCACUUCAUUCAUUGUCUGAUGAUCGUUACGUACUACUUUUAAAAUCCUGUCACGUCAUUCAUCCAAACUGUCUCAGACUUCAUUCUACGCAUAUGAUAGACAACAGAUGUACACUCA